Galeopterus variegatus (Sunda flying lemur) is the source of this 886-nucleotide messenger RNA. It is a transcript of the gene LMX1A, whose product is annotated as LIM homeobox transcription factor 1, alpha. The record is from RefSeq and is a predicted model, not a curated record. The annotation marks the transcript as partial. Gene Ontology annotation, molecular function: DNA-binding transcription factor activity, RNA polymerase II-specific; RNA polymerase II transcription regulatory region sequence-specific DNA binding. The transcript is spliced from 6 exons. Gene Ontology annotation, cellular component: nucleus. Gene Ontology annotation, biological process: neuron differentiation; regulation of transcription by RNA polymerase II. NCBI's taxonomy places the organism in Eukaryota, Metazoa, Chordata, Mammalia, Dermoptera, Cynocephalidae.
GCUGUUUGCUGUCAAAUGUGGGGGCUGCUUUGAGGCCAUCGCACCCAACGAGUUUGUAAUGCGAGCCCAGAAGAGCGUAUACCAUCUGAGCUGCUUCUGCUGCUGUGUCUGUGAGCGACAGCUUCAGAAAGGUGAUGAGUUUGUCUUGAAGGAAGGGCAGCUGCUCUGCAAAGGGGACUAUGAGAAGGAGAGGGAGCUGCUCAGCCUGGUGAGCCCAGCAGCCUCAGACUCAGGCAAAAGUGAUGAUGAAGAAAGCCUUUGCAAGUCAGCCCAUGGGACAGGGAAAGGAGCUGCUGAGGAUGGCAAGGACCACAAGCGCCCCAAACGCCCCCGAACCAUCUUGACAACCCAACAGAGGAGAGCAUUCAAGGCCUCAUUUGAAGUGUCCUCCAAGCCCUGCAGGAAGGUGAGGGAGACUUUGGCUGCAGAAACAGGGCUGAGCGUCCGUGUUGUCCAGGUGUGGUUCCAGAACCAGAGAGCCAAGAUGAAGAAGCUGGCCAGGCGGCAGCAGCAGCAGCAGCAAGACCAGCAGAACAGCCAGAGGCUGAGUUCUGCUCAGACAAAUGGUGGUGGGAAUGCUGGCAUGGAAGGGAUCAUGAACCCCUACACGGCAUUGCCCACCCCGCAGCAACUCCUGGCCAUCGAGCAGAGUGUCUACAGCUCUGAUCCUUUCCGACAGGGGCUCACCCCACCCCAGAUGCCUGGAGACCACAUGCACCCCUAUGGUGCUGAACCCCUUUUCCAUGACCUGGAUAGUGAUGACACCUCUCUCAGUAACCUGGGUGACUGUUUUCUAGCAACCUCAGAAGCCGGGCCCCUGCAGUCCAGAGUGGGAAACCCCAUUGACCACCUGUACUCCAUGCAGAAUUCUUACUUCACUUCUUGA